Molecule: messenger RNA, 7442 nt
Organism: Nilaparvata lugens (brown planthopper)
Lineage: Eukaryota; Metazoa; Arthropoda; Insecta; Hemiptera; Delphacidae
Gene: Best2
Product: bestrophin-4
Exons: 11
Coding region: 218-2305 (695 amino acids)
Molecular function (GO): chloride channel activity
Source: RefSeq, a predicted model, not a curated record
UCGGCUACUAGAGUACCAGUCCAGUCAACCAGUUGUUCGCUGAGUUCUAGUCUGUCUGAAUAGUGAGUUUGAUUUUGUUGUCAUGAGUUGUUGAGUGCUACUAUUGAGUAAUUUUGUUUUCUAUUGAAAUGUGCGGAAGUUGACGUUUAUUCUAAGAACCCAUCGAUUGGCUGCAUAAUUUUUUCAGUUUUGUGAUCUUGUUAAAAAAUAUUAAAUUAUGACGGUGUCUUACUCAAGGCUAGUGGCAAAUGGUAGCAGUUUUGGAUGUUUUUGGAGCAUACUAUGCAAAUGGCGUGGAAGUGUAUACAAACUAAUAUGGCGGGAGAUGCUAGCUUAUUUAGCCAUGUACUUCGCAAUUAGCUUUAUAUAUAGAUAUGCACUCACCGACACACAACAAAGGACGUUCGAAGUAUGGCGAGUGUACUUCACAAAGACUAGUGAAAAUGUGCCAAUCACGUUCAUCCUGGGUUUCUACGUGACGCUGGUGGUGAAGCGUUGGUGGGAGCAGUACAGACUGUUACCCUGGCCUGACACGCUGGCUCUCUUUGUCAGCGCCGCCAUACCCGGAGUGGAUGAGCGGGGUCGGCUGAUGAGGCGAAACAUCGUGCGUUACGCCGUGUUGGCCUACGUCAUCACACUCAAACACGUCAGUGUCAGGGUGAAGAAGCGCUUCCCAACACUGCAGCAUGUUGUCGAUGCUGGCUUUAUGAUGGACAGUGAGAAGAAGAUAAUGGAGAUGAUGGACGAGCGCUCGCCGAUGGCCAAGUACUGGAUGCCGCUGGUCUGGGCGACCAACAUCAUCAACCGUGCCCGCAAGGAUGCUCUCAUCUCGUCCGACCACGUCGUGCAGACUCUGCUCAUGGAGUUGAGCGAGCACCGGAGGCGGCUCGGGUCCAUCAUCAGCUACGACACUGUCUGUGUGCCGCUCGUCUACACACAGGUUGUUACAUUGUCAGUUUACUCGUACUUUUUGGCAGCGCUAAUGGGAAGACAGUUUGUUGUGCAUCCUCAUCCGAAUGACGAGCCAGAUGUCUAUUUCCCAUUCUUCACAAUGCUUCAGUUUUGCUUCUACAUUGGAUGGUUGAAAGUAGCUGAAGUUUUGAUUGGUCCUUUUGGAGAAGAUGAUGACGAUAUUGAAUUGAAUUGGCUGAUCGAUAGGCACAUAAAGGCAGCAUACAUGAUAGUGGACGAGAUGCACGAGGAACACCCGGAGCUGCUGAAGGACCAGUACUGGGACGAGGUGGUGCCGAAGGACCUGCCCUACACGGUCGCCUCGGAGCACUACCGCCGCUACGAGCCCAAGGGCUCGGCCGAGUGCUACAAGGUCAAGGAGCAGGACGCCCUCUAUGCCAACCUCAUGCACUCGCGCAAGUCUGUCAACCAGGACGACGUAUAUGCUGAUUAUGAGAGCGUAGACACGCCGCUGGUGGAGAGGCGGAAGAACUGGUUCCAGCGUCAGAUCCAGCGCGUGGGCUCGAUUCGCUCGUCGUCCACCACAUACUCGUCAGGUCUGUUCGGCCGGCCUCGGCACAACUCGGUCUACUCGAGUCCGGACAACGGGGGCGCCGGGCUGCCGGGCCCUGGGGGCGGCGGGGGUGGCGCACUGCCCCCCAAUCACAACAACAACAACCCGGCCGCCGGUCAGCCGCCCAACCCCCACAAAAUGUCCAUCUACGACCGCCUCAUCGGACGCAAGUCCACCCGCCAACGCACAAGAUCGGGCAAAGCGAACGGCCAGUUGCCGGUAGGAAUGAAGAACCGACCACGCAUCCCAACUCCUGACGUCACCAAGGAGAGCUCCGACAAAGACAAAAUUACCAGCGUCGUCAACGCACCGCCCUCCUACCCCAUCAACUACUCGGCCGAACUGCCAGUUGUUCAGGUGGUGCUGUCACCAAUCCAAGAGCUGGAGGGACACCAGUCGACGGUGACGUCAAUCACAUCGACGAGCAGUGGCACCGCGGCGCUAGCUCAGGCAGUGCUCUCACCGACAUUGUCGUCGGCCGGUCUGACGGGUGUCGGUGUCGUGUCGUCGGCCGGUCUGACGGGUGUCGUGUCGGCGGCAGGCGGCGGCGUUACCACUCCAAUGACGGUAGCCGUCAGUCCCGUCACGCUGACGACCGUCUCGAUGAGUCAGCCGCUGCUGUCGUCGAUGGGAAUCGCGUCCGCCAUGCCGGCCUCGUCGUCUCCGUCCAUCGUGCUCACCGAGCUGCCCGCCGCAUCCGAGGACGGCAGCGUCACGGGCGCCGACGACCGAAGUCGCAAGACUAGUGUCGCCUCCAAACGCGGAGAAGUUUAUGUUUAACGACCGCCUGUUCUAGGUAAUUGAUUUGUGUAUUAUGAUCAUUAAGAUUAGUAACGUCUUUCAUGUUGAGGAUUGGCCUGUCCUAUCUGAAUUGAAUUGAGGAUGAUUGUUAUGAGUUAUGACUAGUGUUGACUUGUAUUUUGAGUAUAGCCUGUUCUAGGUAAUUGACUUUCAUGUUGAUAUAAUUGAUAUUGCUUGUCCUAUCUUUAAUUGAAUUGUAUAUUAUUGUUAUGAUUAGUAUUUGAGUAUUUUACUUUAACUUUGAGUACAUCCUGUUCUAGGUAAAUUGAACUGUGUGUUGUCUGAUUACUAUUUGACUUCUAUAUGCUGAAAAUCGUACGUUCUAGUUAGUUGAAUUGGUUAUUGUACGAUGUCUACUUUAUUAUGUAGUGUUGACUUGUGAAUUGAGGAUAGCCUGUACAGGGUAAAUUUCAAUGUGUAUUAUUUGAUUGUAAUUGUCAGUAUUUAUUUGAUGUUUGUAAUGUAGAUAAUGCUUAUCAUAUUGUUAGCCUGUUGUAAGAUUGUGAAGACUAGUUGUGAUUUUUGUUCUAAUUCUAAUCACAAAACCUUGGUGGCAUUUAUUGAAUGUUAUUGGAUUGAUUAUAGUGCGUUGAUGAUGAAAACGAGUAUCAAUCUCAUAUAAUAUCCAAUGCAGUGUUAGGCGACUUGAAUUGUAAUAUUGUUGAAUUUCUUCAGUGUAACUGACUUGAUAUCUGGUGUUUAUUUCAAGAUUUUAUCGUGGAUGACAUUUAUUGAAUGCCAUUGACUUGAUAAUCAGCUCAUUAUAAAGUCAAUGUUGAUCGCAUAAUAUGUAAUUUUAAGGACAGCUUGAUAAGGUCAAUUGAGAACUAUGUACAGAAUAAGUUUUAUGACUGGUAGACUAGUGUGAAUUUACACUACCUAUUUUAAUUAUGUUGUAAAAGCCGUAAAUGCCAUAUAAUUAUAAUUUAACCGUAUCCUGAUUGGACCGAUUUUUUUCGAACAAUAAAAGAAGAGAAAUCUCAGAGUAUCUCGAAGUAUGUUUAGGAUUUAUUAAUGAGGAAGAUAUAUGGGAUGAUUCUUAGUUUGAGUCAGUAAGCUAAGCAUAUUCUUAAUUGAAUAAUUGAUAGAAAGUUCAUAUUGAUACUUCAGGAUAUUUUAUCCAUUUGAAGUGAUCCAAAGAUCAGUAAAAUCGUUGUUGGGUGUGAUAGAGGUUGAAAGAGAUAACAUUUCUUUGAGCAUAGAUUCAAGUUUCCUGUACAGAAAAUAUGAGUGUUUGGCUAGUGGUAGUUUAGAGAUGGGUACUGGUAUGAUUCAAUUGAAUAAUAUUCCAUCGUUUACAGCAUUAUGAUGGCAGCUGGUAGGCCUACAUUCCAUUAAUUUCAAUGAUUUUAAUAAAUUAACACGGAGUGCUGAUUAUAUCUCAGGGACGAGACUCAUCUCCAAUAUGAAAAGAAAAUAAUCUCAUUCCAAAGAAUUGUUUCUAUGAAUAACUUUCAAAAAAUAAUGUCCAAUAAAUGGAAGACUAGGUGCGUGGAUUUCAAAGAAGUACAUAAUCAUGUAAUAUUAUUCACUGUAUUUUGAGAAUGAGAGUUAUGGAAAAUAGUAUUAUUCAUAUAAAACACUUGGAAAAUCAAGUUUAUGGUUUGAUUAAAAUGUGAAUUCAGUAUCGUUAGUGGUUAAAAUAUAAAUUAGUUCUUAAACAAAAUAUCCACGUUUGCAAAUUGAUUGAUUAUUAGGCUAUGUAUGAUGUGUUGAAUUAUUAUUUCCAAUUCUCCAAAAAUUGUGAAUUUCUCUAAACUUUCGUAGUACGAGGGCUAUUUUUUCAACUUCCGAUGUGGUAUAAAAAAGAAACGAGUGAGAGUAAUUGAAUGAAUUUAUUAUCAAAAGUUAUUUACAUUAUUAGUUACUUCUUAACAUAGUCACCAUUCAGAUUGAAGCAUUUUUCAUACCUGGGUACAAGCUUCUUAAUUCCUUGUUAUAACCGUCAGAAUAUCCUUAGAAUAUAGCCGUCAGUGAUUUGAGAUGGUUUUUCACAGCAUCUUGCAGUGCAUCGUCUGUUCGGAAGCUCUGCCCUCCUAGCAUUUUCUUCAGUUCCGGGAAAAGGUGAUAGUCGCUUGGUGCUAAGUCUGGGCUAUACGCCGGAUGGUCAAAAACGUCCCAUUUAAACCCGUUAAGAAGACGCUUCGUCACAGCAGCACUGUGAGGACGGGCGUUGUCAUGAAUGAGCACCACUCCCGAUGUGAGCAUUCCUCUCCUUUUGUUCUACACAGUUCCUCUCCAAUCACGCACUGCACUGUCACUCAUAAAGCUUUCACCAUAUACUCGUUUCAUUCUAUGGUGAAUUUCUGCUGUGGAUAACCCUCCAGCUUGCAAAAAACGAAUUACACUUCACAACUCACACUAGGCGGGAGAAUCUAUCAUAUUGACCAUGUUUAUGUGUCGCUAGAUGAACUGGUAAUGACGACAGAUGGCCGAAAACGAGUGAGGUUAUAGUGUGAGAUGUGACUAGUCAGCUGCCGCGCAUUGUUGGCCAAUGCCGCUCGCAUUGCCAUCUAGCGGCACGAUCGGGAGUUGAAAAAAAAUAGCCCUCGUAAUUCGGUAUGCAUCGAUGGCUCGUCACUAUAUUUUCUAAGCCUGCUAGUCUUGGAAAUUUAGUCUGUAUUUUUCAAUAAAUUUCAAUAAUUUAGUCGUCGUAUUGUUUGGAGUAUGAAGAAGUAAUAGUAUUUUAUGUGAUACGCGCAUUUCAUGUACAGUAGAUAUGAAUGAUUUAAUUAAUUUUAAGUAAAUUAAGAAUGGGGGUUUUCAAUUUGAACAGGGAGAUGUACAGCAUAAUAUUCUUAUUCAAGUUUAGAAUAAAGAUUUGUAAAAAUAUCAAAUUGUAUUCAAACAUUUGAAUUGAGUAUUAGUAGUGAUGAAAUUAAUUCUUCUUGAUCUUCAUUGAUUAAUUCAAUUAUCAAUUAAGGUAGCCGAUAGAGUAGGAAAAUUUCAUAGGUAGCUGUUUCGAAAUUUACAACUUGUGUAUUUGUAUACCGGUAGCCUAAUUGCAAUAUUUAUUGACCCCAGAAUAUGGAGAUAUAUUUGGCAGAUGGAUUGAACAAUGUUUUCUGAUUGAUGUAACUAUCUUUUUGUAUAUAACCUUCAAUGGCUAAUCUGUGCCAUGAAAAUACCUAGUAGACAUGAUCAGUUCAAUAUUCAAUAAUUAAAUUAUAGAAUUAGUAUUGUCAUUAAUGAAUUAUUUAAAGCAAUCCUCCGCAAUUAUUUUUUAAAAAAUUGAUGAGAAAAAAAUAAAAUAUAAUUUUGGGGCAAAAUUUGUAUUUGUUAUAGAAAUAAAAUAUAUUACUGAUCAUCAAAGAAAUUUUAGAAACUCAAUUUUAGAGAUGCUAUUUGAAUAAAUUAUCAAUUUCAUAGAUGAUAAUAGUAGAGGUGGGGAGUAGAAUAUUGUGAUAUAAAUUCUACAUUUCAGUGUAAAUAUCAAUAUAGACUACGAUUAUUCUUUAGAAUAUUGGAUUACUGUAAAUAUAUAUUUUUAGAAAAACAAUUUCUAUUGGUGAAAUUGCAAGGUAGAAUUGGUUCACUUUUCAAAGUAUUUUGUGAUACACAAAAAAUUGGAAAAUUGUCAAAUAUUGUAUCUAUUAAUAUAUUAGUAUCAUUUCUGUACCCCUCAUAUAUAUGUGUUAAUAAUAUUAUAUUGUUUUGAGUGCACUGUAUCAAGCACAGAAUUAAUCAAAAUAUAGAUUUCCAUUGUUAUUUAGUUGGCAAUAUUAUUGUGUUUGGUUUAUAGGUAGACGAUCUACUCUUAAGAAUAGCAAUGUUGACUUGAUGCAUUAUAUUAAAACAUUGUUUGAUUAGAUGAUUAGAUAGGCUACACUCAGAAUAAUCUUGAUGGAAUCGUUGAACAAACUAUUGACAGUAAUAUCAGAUAUGGAAUAUAUUUGUGAUUCGUUUUAACUAUAGUUGAGAUAUUCGUGAUUCUUGUACUUAUAGCCUACUUUUAUUUCUUCCGUUACUAAUUAGGUAUAGCAAUAAAUACUUUGAUUAUUUUUACUCAUAUGAAAACAUGGCUGUGUUUGUGAAGUGUCAUUAUUAUGUAAAUAUUUGUUUUAUUCCAAUAGUAUCAUUUAAACUCAUUUAUCAUACUUCCAACAAUUUUAAAAGCAAUGAGCGUUUAAUAAUGAAUUUCAGGGAAGUGGAACUCACGUAUGAUCUGACGAUAACAAAUUAUCAAAUUUGUGAUGAAAAUGUUCAAUUCUGAAAAUAUUAUGACAUAUAUUCAUUGAUAGUCAUCAAUUUUACAGUAAUGCAAUUCUUUUAAAUCAAAGAAUAAUUUCUCUAGAGAAAAGUCUGACUUUUGGAAUUAUCUAUUUCAUCUAUAUCCUCUUAUCAUAAAUUGAACAAAUUUCAUAAUAUCAAUGUAAUUGUGAACCUAUAAAUUCGAAUAAUAAAAUGUGUAAAUAUUCAGUGUCAACGUUUUCCUUGAAUUGCUAGUCUGAUCAAAAUGAUUCAGUUUAUCUUGAGUUUUUAUUAAAGAAAAUUGAUAAUUCAGUUUGAGACAUUGGAUCUCUUCUGCUGAGGUGCAAGAUUUCAAGAUUUACAAGUUUACGAUUUUUAAGAUGCAUCUGAUCAAUUUUGAACAAAUAGAUUACAGUUCAACUUCAUGUCAUGAGUAAACAUUCUAUUUUCAGAAUAAUUAAUCAUAUUGUUCUCAUGAAUGAGGUACUGUAUGAACAUAAUUGCUCUUCUAUAUUACCAGAUCAAAUUUAAUUUAAUUAUUGUCCAUUUAGUUUGUCAUUCUAAUGGAAGGAACAGUUUAAAUCGUAUUAAAAAAAUGAUAUGCAUGCAGGAUUGAUUCCUGACAGCGAAUAUUUGUUCUCUCUCAUGCUGUUGCGUGGAUUUGAGCAGUAUACUUGCGCAAAUCAAUGUGACUUUAUAAUAGUUACUGCAGAAUUAUAUUAGAAAAAAUACUUUACUAUAAAUUAAAUUGCUGAAUUCCAUAGAAAAAACUUCUGUUGUGUUUUUUGAAUUGUAUAGAGAUAAUAACUACUGCGUUGAUAAUUAGAAAUAAUGGUGCUCAACUUGUAUAGAAUGUUGUAUGAGUGUAUAUUUGUUAUGUUAGGCAAAAAUAUAAUAGAAAAAUAAAUAUUCAAUUUUCAAUUUA